AUUUGUUUGAAAGUGAAGCUGUUGAAUUCGUAGUGCAAGUAACGUAAAAAGUGCGGGAAAGUAAAGCCAAUCAGGAGUUAUGGAUCAAUAUUACUCCGACAGCGAGCCGGAGGAGGAUCAGGAGGUCACGGAGCAGCAGCGCCUCACGGUGGUAGAUCUUGUACGCCAUAUGAUGCUAAUCACGGAGCAAAGCCCGGAAAAUGGGCCGGAAAUGCUGCAGCAGCUCAUGUGCUUGCUGAGACCAUUUUUUCCGGGCAUGCCAAGGGGCAUGCCGAGGGAUCCGCUUAGCGCGUUGAAGGGACUCACCGAGUCUUGGGACAUCGUGUAUACCGUAAUGGGAGAUGGCGUUUACUGGCAUCGGGGUUUAGAAGCUGGAAUACGCGCUAAUAUGGCCAACGACACCACAAAGGUGAUGUUUGACAUCCAUAUCAGUGCGACUCCCCUGCCCCAGAGGACAAAUCCCUCAUUGGUGACUUGGACGAUCCUAGGAAGAUUACACGAGGGCACAAAACCACCCGGCGACCCUUUCGCCGUUGGUGUGUUUUGUGGCAAUUCUGUGCCAUCAUUUGUGGACUUCUUGCACCAGGUCUGCGAAGAGGCGCAACACCUAUGUAAUAGGUAUAACGAGCAGCACAUACUGCUGACCAUCAAACCCCGAGUGGUAAUGGCUGACGCUACCGCACGGGCGUAUAUAAAAGGAACAAUACCGGAGUGUGACCUUUACGGCUGCAUAAAGUGCUGCAUUAAAGGAGAAUUCCUUCAAGAAUAUAACCUAACUUCGUUCUUCAACGGGACCACACCAACACCGCCACGGACACAUGAUUUUUUCAUCCGUGGACACUACGACGCCACGCAUCGGGUUUCGCAGCAACCCAUGACGCCUUUGGCGAGGUUGCCCAUCGAUGUGAUAAGGGAUGUCAUUGUAGGUGAUAAUAGACAUCUGUUGCACAUAGGUAUUGCCAAAACCUUGUUCUUUGGCUAUGCCGAGGGGUAUGGUAGAUUGAAUGCUAUGGAGGCACACCUUAUACCAUCUUUGGAGAACGCGUUGUUUAACGUCCGGUUUCCACAUGAAAGGAAACCGCGGCAGUUUGGACAGUAUGUUUCCUUUUGGUCGCACACCAUGUGGGGCCAUUUUUUAGAUAUCGUGGGGAUAAUUGUGCUGAAACCUCUUAUAAGGCCUGAGUAUUACGAAAACUAUUCUAAAUUGCAUUGGGCCGUUGCCCUGUGCAGUCACAAGAGAUACACUCGUUUUUUACCAUAUGCAAGGGUGUUGCUUGAAGAUUUUGUCACAGAGCAAGAGAACAUGGUCGGUCACCUUACCUCUACGUUUCACUACCUCCUCCACCUAGUGGAUGAGGUAGAACGCUUUGGGCCAUUGGCUCUGCAAUCGACAUACCCUUUCGAGGAAGAACUUGGGGUUCUUAAGCACAAAGUUGACCUCGAAAGGGCCGCUCAUCCGGUGCAGCAGAUCGCUCGGGCCCUGCUACUCCGUGAAGCAGCGCAACGUUGUCACCAGUUUGCCGACCCAGUCCUAUUUCCUAUUGUUUCCAACAGAGGCCUUAGGGUCGAAAUCAGGAAGAAUUUCCUUCUGAGGGACAUUAGCGCAGAAGGAAAUGACCUUAAUUCUUGGUUUUUGGUGCCAGGCCCUUUCAAUGACGGACAAGUGGUUCUCUUUGAUGGUGCGACAAAAGACCCCUUUGCUGUUUUUGGGUAUCCCCUUAGUCAGCAAAGGGCGCUUCAUGUCCACCCUGUGCAGGUACCUAUUGGGUUGAACACUUACGAUACUUAUGACAAAACGAAUUUGCAGGCCAGAGAAAAGUUUCAAUUGAAAGAUAUGAUUUGCAAACUGUGCCUAAUUCCGGUGGGCAUUUCUGGAGCAGCGUUUGUGCCGCUUACCGAAUCCUUUGCUGAGGAACCUUGAACAAUGUUGUCUUCGUUGGCCGUGUUGUGGGUUUUUAAAGUAACCUUUAGAUUUAAGUUAGGUAAGGUUAGGAUUAGUGGAGACAGGGCAGAUUAGUUAGUUCGAAGAAUAGAACAAAUAGAAAAUAGAAUUUCAAUAUUUGUUGAAAUACAAUAUAAUAAUGUAUUA
Messenger RNA from Anopheles bellator, 2089 nucleotides. RefSeq lists its product as uncharacterized. The transcript is spliced from 4 exons. The coding region runs from base 80 to 1921 and encodes 613 amino acids. The record is from RefSeq and is a predicted model, not a curated record. NCBI's taxonomy places the organism in Eukaryota, Metazoa, Arthropoda, Insecta, Diptera, Culicidae.